This is a messenger RNA of Funneliformis geosporum, 2557 nucleotides long. The record is from the annotation of a GenBank genome assembly. NCBI's taxonomy places the organism in Eukaryota, Fungi, Glomeromycota, Glomeromycetes, Glomerales, Glomeraceae.
AUGUCGAAUAAUAAAGGAUCAUUGGAUUGCCUCCCAAUCUAUUCAUUCUUAUUUCCGAAUGAAAAAGGCUCUAGCUUGUAUAAUGCCUAUGACCGAAAUGAAGUGGAAGAUAAAUUGGUUAUCAAAAUCGACCAAAAUGAUCGAGCCCCAAAGUUUUCUGUUGCAGAUGACAUUUCAGAAGUAUAUGGUUUGCCCGGGAUUCAUGAAUGUAUUAACGGUCAAAAACCUUUAAGAGUAGUGAUCGAUAUAGAUGCUACACAGGAGGAUAUGAAAGCGAAUGGAGUUAAGCCUAGUAGUGUAUUCAUCCAUAUCUGUUGCUCUUUCAUAAGAACUUUGUAUCGUAUUCUUGAUUGUAGCUGGGAAGAUAUUCUUAAAGGGCUAGUAAUUGCUACAUCUUCAGAUUUUAGCAAGUGUAGCUAUCAUAUUUUAUAUGCACCAGUUCUUCUUAUUGAUCAUCACGAACUCAAAGCAUUUACUAAAUUAGUAUAUACCAUAACUGGUGAAAAAUUCGGCAAGUUUAUUGAUCAAAAAUUACCUGGUCAGAAUUUUAACCUUCGCCUAAUUGGUUCAGCAAAAAAAGGUCGUGUGAAGCGCAUCCUUCAGUUUUCACUAGAUAAUGGCUGGAAUGAACUUGAUCAUUCUAGGGUUCAACCGCCUUCUAGUUUAGGACUUGAAGUGAGACCUAGAAUGCUUAGCAUAGAAAAAAAUAAUAAUCCGCUAAGAAUAUCCGUGGGUCAGGAUAUAUUACAAAAAUAUGCGGACCUAGUUUUACAAAAGCACUCUAACUAUCUUAGGGAUUGGACUAUCGAAGAAAAAGACUCAGAAAACUUCAUAUAUUUUAACCGAAAAGCUUCACUAGAAUGUCCACUAUGCAAACCAUGGGAAAUUUUUGAAUGUUACCCAUCUAUUGCAGAAAAAAUUCAGCAAGAAAAUAAAAAUUAUCUGCAACCCUCUCACAAGACAAAGGGUCCAGGUUUCCCUAAAGCUUUCGUAAAAUUCCCAUCUCGGGUCAAGUAUAAUGACUUCCUUACAGCAACAGAAACAUAUGAGGAGAGAUAUGUAAGACAAUUGCCCAAUGAAGGUGAUAUCUAUGUGGGGUCACCUUGGGAAACGGGAAAAACCUAUAUUCUUGAAAAUUUAGCUAUUCCUAAUGACGUAAAUUUACUAGUAUUAUCCACGCGUCACUCUUAUUCUAAUGCUGUUACUACAAGGCUUAAUCUUAAGUCUUAUUGCGAUAUCGAUGGUAAUAUAAAUCUACCUGAUCAUAAGAGAGUAGUAUGUCAGAUAGAGAGUUUACACCGUAUUACUAAUAAUUGUAAAUGCGAUAAAAAAUGCAAAUGUCCCCCAACCCAAUACGAUUUAUGGCUUGAUGAAAUAGUAUCUAUAAUUGCUCAAGCACAAAGUCAUUUGGCGGGACAGUCGAUAGAGAAAUUAUAUAAAUUAAUCCAAGAGGCUAGGCGCAUUAUCGUUAUGGAUAAUGAUCUUACUGAUCUUAAUAUCGAAUGGAUUAAACCUCUUCGUAAGGAUAUGUCAUUCUCUGUUAUUCACAAUACUUACCAGCCUCAGAAAGGUAAGACAUUCCGCUUGGCUCCUAAUAAAGAAACAGUAUUAGCUGAACUUUGGGAAUGGGCCAAGCAAAUGUCUUUAUUACCUUUUGAGAAUCGGACAAGCGCAUCGCUCAUCUGUCACCUUAGAAAAGAUGUGCAAGGAAUAGUUCAUACUCUCAAGACAGAUUUUCCAGAAUUACGGAUCAAGGAAUACCACGGUAAGUCUGAUCCGGUGGAAAAGGCUCAUGACUUCAGCAACGUAGAAGAAUCAUGGAAAGACGUAGACCUAGUUGCCUAUACUAGCACUUUAAAAAUAGGAGUAUCCUGCACUAAUCCUAAGUUUGAGCGAGCAUUCUGUCUUUUUAAUAACUACAUAGAAACAAAUGCCGGAACGAAUCAGAUGUUAUUCUGCAUGCGGUGUAUUAAGGAUUAUAUAUGUCAUAUUGAGCAGAGAUCUUCUAACGUUCCCAUUAUAGAAAAGGAAUUAUUUCAGUGGUUAUUAAAUGCUAAACGCGAAUGUCUCCCCCGGGAACUUCAGAAUAGAGGAAUAUUUCCGGAUAUAGAUUCUAUCAUCCGGAAUAAGGACGUACCAACUGUUCGUUUAUGGACGGCCUAUAUGUUGGAAAGAUUCCGUUCCCGGCACUUAUUUGGUUGGAGGAUGGUUGAUUUUCUCCGAAAUGCGGGUAUGGUAAUCUCUGUCAUGGAACUCAUUCCUAAACCUGAAGGUACUACGAUGUCGUUAUCCCAAACAGUGAAGGCGAGUUCCUCUACCAUUAAAGCAGAGGAGAUAGCAGAUGUAUCUAAUGCUACUAUUGUCGAUCGUGAGACUGCUGAAUUAUUGGAGAAUAAACCAAAGAAGACUUUAGAAGAGAUGCGCUCUUUAGACCGGCAUCAUAUCGUGGAUUGUUAUGAGAUUUCGCCUGAAUCAUUGACCGAGAAUUUCAUCUCAAAGUAUGGGAAUUACAAUCACAUGAAAUGGUUCAGAGCUUAUAAACAGUUACGAGACGCUG